GGCAAAGUAGCUUACGAGGCAAUUCAGAAUAUGAAAUAUUUAGACAAUGUUAUUUCUGAAGCACUUCGUCAACUUACUAUUAACUGUUAUAUAUUUUUUCAGGGCAAAGUAACUUACGAAGCAAUUCAGAAUAUGAAAUAUUUAGACAAUGUUAUUUCUGAAGCACUUCGAUUGCAUCCACCUGUUGUAAGGUUGGACAGAAUAUCUGUAGUAGAUUACAAGUUAAAAGGCACGGAAAUCACCAUUCCUAAAGGAACGACUGUUACCACUCCAGUAUAUGCUAUGCACAGGGAUCCAGAAUUUUUUCCUGAUCCUGAAACCUUCAAUCCAGAUAGAUUCAGUCCAGAAAAUAAAGAUAAAAUUAUUCCGUACUCCUAUUUACCAUUUGGUUCCGGACCUAGAAACUGUAUUGGAAUGCGAUUCGCUCUUUUGGAAACCAAAAUAUGCCUUACCUAUGUCCUAAGUACUUUCCAAGUACUAACUGGUCCAGAAACAAAGGUAUUCCUUAACGUCUAUUUUUAAAUACAAGUAUAGUGG
Messenger RNA from Parasteatoda tepidariorum (common house spider), 537 nucleotides. RefSeq names its product cytochrome P450 3A9. NCBI's taxonomy places the organism in Eukaryota, Metazoa, Arthropoda, Arachnida, Araneae, Theridiidae. The record is from RefSeq and is a predicted model, not a curated record. Gene Ontology annotation, molecular function: steroid hydroxylase activity; heme binding; iron ion binding.